This is a messenger RNA of Cryptotermes secundus, 1730 nucleotides long. RefSeq lists its product as uncharacterized. The transcript is spliced from 2 exons. Lineage: Eukaryota; Metazoa; Arthropoda; Insecta; Blattodea; Kalotermitidae. Gene Ontology annotation, biological process: SCF-dependent proteasomal ubiquitin-dependent protein catabolic process. The coding region runs from base 97 to 1455 and encodes 452 amino acids. Gene Ontology annotation, molecular function: protein binding. The record is from RefSeq and is a predicted model, not a curated record. Gene Ontology annotation, cellular component: SCF ubiquitin ligase complex.
AGCACUCACCAGUUAGGCCAUUCAGUCACCACGUACAACCGAAUCAAUCGGACCAUUCCACCUGCUGUUCUCCGCACGCUGAUACAGGUGAGAAGGAUGACGACAAUAGAUGAUCUACCGGACGAACUGUUACUGGAGAUCUUCGAGUACCUUCCCGCUGAAAACUUGUCCAUGACUGUUCCUCUAGUCAGCGCUCGGUGGGGGGCCCUGUCACAAAGAAUCUCACUGUGGAAGCAUCUGACCUUCACGCCACCAAUAAGCAUGUCUGACGAGGAAGUGGCAGAUGCCCUGCAAACAAUGCCUCACCUGAAAUCCUUCCGGCUUCAGCACGGAGACAGCAUCGAUUACAUUGUUAAGACUCUGUGUGAACACUGCCCGGAAAUACGUCAUAUCGUCAUGGAGAGAAAACGUGGUCCUAGCAUAGGGAAACUCUUCAGCAUUGUGCUACGAUAUAAGUACAUCGAAUGUAUCGAUGUAUAUAUUCCAGGAAUACUAUUCCAUAUCGAUUACACAAAGUUUUACGGAUCAGAGAGAGUCAGGCCCGUCACCCUAAUAAUAUACAAUGCAGUUUCUGCGGAUCUUCUAGAGGCGACGUAUGGGAAAGUGCGGGGGGAAGGAUGUAUUUACAUUAAUGCCUCACACGACGAAAUGAAACAAUUACUGACUGCUAGAGAAUACAUCCUAAAAUAUUUAACGUUCAGUUCUGGGAUCAUCAAGUCGCGAGAAAUGUCUAUGAUCUGCAAAUGUAAACAGUUGGUACGCCUGUUUUUGUACAUUGAUGGUUCGGAUGUCACAGUUCUUGAUCUCAACCUACUGACAGAACUUCAGAAUCUGGAAUGUUUUCAGCUGUGUAUUGCCCACCGGAUGGAAAUUCUGGAAACUCUAGUAACAGGACGUAAGAUGCUCCGUUUGCUGAAGAUGGAAAUCGUUAGCAAAGGUUCUGUUCCAAAUGAAAGCCUAGCUAUGAUGUUUGAGCUUUGUCCAAAUUUGCAGCAUCUUAAAGUCCAUACGUCUGACUUGACAGACGAAAGCUUCGCAAACAUCAGCACCUGCCAACUUUUGAAAUAUAUCGAUGUUUCUUUUAACAAACAGUUAACAGAUAUGUCCUUGAGAUAUAUAGUUAAUGGUUGCUCAGGAUUGAAAUUUCUCGAUGUUUCUUCUUGUUCGUCAAUGACAGAAGAAAUUGUAAACAUACUCAGUUCACUGAGACACAUUGAGGAACUGAGGCUGGACUACCAGAAUUUCAGUGCACAGUGUUUCAGGUCCAUUCCAACCCUGAUCCCGAAUAUCUAUAUAAUCAGCGUUAGAGAUUGUAUCCAUUUGGGCCCUACUGACUUCGAAGAAAUGACGUCAAAUUAUCCAAAUGUGAAGUGGAUGAAACAUCGCCGGGAGCAUAUCCCGAACGGCAGUGUGGCUAACUGGCCAUCCUGGACCUUCGGGGCUUUCUUAUUCUGAGAGACCCUUUAUGUUGUCUGUGCUGAACUAGAGUCUACCCAGAGCAUCAUUCAAUUUGCAUCCUUUUCAUGUGUGACUCACGUAUUGAGAUUUCAUCCACGUGAUGUGCAAUAUUCGAGAACUAUCACUGUCAGAAAUAAUUUUAGUAUUCAUUUGUUUUUAUCCUUUAAAAAGAUAACAUUUUAACUCAAAGAGUGUAUAAUUUUAUAUUCUUACUGUACUUCUUAACACAUCACAGUGUACGAAAAAUAAACAAUCUGGCUGGUUCUCGAAAA